Messenger RNA from Danio rerio (zebrafish), 5467 nucleotides. The record is from RefSeq and is a predicted model, not a curated record. NCBI's taxonomy places the organism in Eukaryota, Metazoa, Chordata, Actinopteri, Cypriniformes, Danionidae.
AUAAAAUGUCAAAAUAUAGGUCAUAUCAAAUCAGUUGCUUAAGUUAAACAGGCCACCUCCUAUUGUAUGUAAAAAUAAAGUUGCAUUACACUUUUUGUGGUUGGAAAACCCCUUGUGUUUUGGACUCAAAUCUUUAACACAGCCAGGAGACUUUUAUUUUGUGUUUUAACAUGUUGAAGUGUCUUGCUUCACAAAGCAGUUAUGUUGUCGUCAUGAUUAUCAGCAGCAACAGCCCCCUCUAGUGGAUGGACGCUACAAUCCAUGAAAAGCUGGCAAAAACACGACGCCUGUCGUUACGUUACUCACAUUUCGGAGCUAAACUAUAAAUAAUAUUGACAAUAAUAAUAAAUUAUGGUCAUACUUAUGACUGCACACGACGAGAACGCUGAAUGUAUUUGAUAUAAUGUUUCACAGCACUGCAGGAGGUUUUAUAAUUUUCGUUGGACAAUAAUAUGGUAGGACAUGUGGUGUUUUAAAACGUUAUAAUAUUUAUAAGUAUUGCAAUUAAUAAGAGACCCCCAACAACAGCAAACGUACCACGCAGUUACAGUGAGACUUUUAUUAAGACGGUCUUGCAUUGUGUCCUGUGUCACGUCUGUCUGUCACGCCUGUGUAAACAGUUCACCUUAUGUUUAUUUAGACUCGUCUAACUACAUAUAUUACGCUGGUCAUAGUAUGUAACACAAUUUAAGAGCAUGUGUUUGCAACCCCUUGUAGUGAAAUGUGUAGAAAGAUCCGCGUCUCUUCUCCGGAGCCUGGUCACAUGCGCGCUCGGGAAUAAUGGCUGCACAGGAACCCUCACCACCAUCUUCAUUAGAAGGCAACAAACCUGGCUUUCCCAAGAAAAUACUCGCCAACAAGCUGGAGGACAAGCAUCUGUGCAAUAUCUGCCUGAAAAUCCUUAGGAGACCGUUUCAGGCGCAGUGCGGACAUCGUUUCUGUUCGUAUUGUUUUAAUAAAGCAGUGAGCUCCGGACCACAGAAAUGCAGUGCCUGCAUAAAAGAGGACAUAUUUGAAGAGCCAACAUCAAUUUUGAAACAGGGCUGUGCUUUUCCUGAUAAUGCUGCUAAGAGAGAAGUUGAAGCUCUUGAAGCUGUUUGUAUCAAUGAGGAGUGCAGCUGGACAGGCACCAUCAAAGAAUACGAGGCAAACCAUGAGGGUAAAUGUGACUUCAGGAUCCUGCCCUGCCCAUCAUGCAAAGAGCUUUUAAGAGCCAAUGAACUUGAACGUCACAAUGAGAGAGAAUGCCCAGAGCGGACCCUAAAUUGUAAAUACUGCAAGGAGCCUUUUCAUUUUAAAAACAUUAAGGCCCAUGAUGAGAUCUGCCCUAAAUACCCAAUGAUUUGUGAAGGCUGUGCCAAGAAAAAAAUUCCCAGAGAGAAAUAUGUGGACCACAUUAAACUGUGCACCAAAUUCAGAACACCCUGCAGAUUUCAUGUUGUCGGCUGUGAUAUGACGGUGGAGAAGGAGAAGAUCCACGAUCACGAACAAGCCUGUUCCUACGAGCACUUAAACCUCCUCCUGCACUUCAUCAUGGGCAUCAAGGUGAACUUGGAGAGUCUGCAGCCUCAGAGUCUGGAGCUGGCCAGCCAUAAGAUCCACGAGCUGCAUCAGUCUCUGCGGGAGCUGGAGCUCAAGAUGGGCCAGCUGUGUGGAGCAGGGGCUUCCGUGCAGGGGGCCUGUGCACUGCCGCCGCCACCACCGCCAGCUCCGACGCUGGGUACGUCUUUCACCCCUUUACCUACUGCCGUCGGUGCAGCUUUGGAGUUGCAGCUGCACAGUGAGAAAACCAAAGUGGUGGAGCUCAGCCGUCGCUGUCAGGAGCUGGAGCUGAAAGUUAAUACCUUUGAGAACAUCGUCUGCGUGCUUAACCGUGAGAUGGAGCGCUCCGCUACUACCAUGGAGGCGUAUAAUCGUCAACAUCGGCUUGACCAGGACAAGAUUGAGAUACUCAACAACAAGGUACGGCAGUUGGAGAGGACGGUAGGCCUUAGGGAUCUCUCCAUCGUGGAGAUGGAGGCUAAGAUGAGGGAGAUGUCUGCUGCCACCUAUGAUGGUGUGUUUGUAUGGAAGAUCUCAGACUUCUCGAAGAAGAGACAGGAUGCUGUAGCUGGACGAGCACCUGCUAUGUUCUCACCUGCAUUUUACACAAGCAAAUACGGCUAUAAGAUGUGUUUGCGCAUCUACCUGAAUGGAGAUGGGACAGGACGUGGCACUCAUUUGUCUCUGUUCUUCGUGGUGAUGAGGGGACACAGUGAUGCCUUGCUCAAGUGGCCUUUCAAUCAGAAGGUCACCCUCAUGUUGCUGGAUCAGAACAACAGGGAGCACAUCAUUGAUGCCUUCCGGCCAGACAUUUCCUCUUCCUCCUUCCAGAGGCCUGUGAGUGACAUGAACAUUGCGAGCGGCUGCCCCCUCUUCUGCCCGCUCUCCAAACUAGACUCCAAGAACUCCUACAUCCGGGAUGACACCAUCUUCAUCAAGGCCAUCGUUGACCUCACAGGCCUUUAAGGUGUCAGAUGUUGCUGCUCCACCAUGCUCUUCUCUCUCCAGCCUGUAGUGGUUCCUGUGCAGUACUUUUUUUGUUGUUGUUUUCCUGAGGCCUGUUCCCUCAGCCUGAGCUCUUUGCCGUGCUUGCGCGAGCCCAAAGAGACUAUGGUACCCGGUGCAAUAUUGCGCCGGGGGUGAUGCCACUCUGCAUUAUGUACCAAAAUCGUUCCCAGAGUUUGUGCAGUUCCACUGUAAAAUAGUUACCCUUUGGGAACCUCUCCCUCUCUCGUAGUGGGAUAGCUGUCAGCUGUGAUUGUAACGUAUCUACUUGCCUGUGCCAUAGAUGUGGCACCUUGCCUUUUAUACAGAUUGAGAAGACUUGCUCCAUAAGAAAGACAUCAUUUCAUUUCUACACGCUCUGCUUGUGUCGCGCUCACUAUUUGGAUAUUUUUUUCCUUUCUUUAGUGUUUGAGCUACUUGUAAGUGAAUGUUUCGUGCGUAGACAGACACAGAGUCACCCUAAUGAAUGAUGUCAAUGCAUUCAUUUCGCGACUGCGUAGUUAACUUGCUUCAUACGCAAUCGACAGUCUUCUGACAUUCCCUUUUUAAGCAUAGUGUGCCUCGAAUGUUUCUCGUUUCCAUUGGUUCUCUGUAGUGGUGGACAUUGCUUGAAUUCCCAAAGUCCAAAGCGCAGAAAUUGGCUGUUGAUUACCUGCUUGAGGAGUUUGUUUGUGUGCGUGCGCGUGAUGUUUUUGGGCCUUCGUUUCCAUUUUUGGUGUUCUUUGGUGUAUUAGUUUGCAUGUUGGAUCUGUGGAAGAUACAUUCAAGUUAGCAACAGACCAGGUUUGCACCCUGAGCCUGAGAAUCGAAGGCAGUUUCAUUGUAAAAUCGCUGUCGAAGAAAAUGACUAAAUCACGCUGGUGUCAAAAAUCGCCCAGUUUAUUUCUUUGGACCUCAAAUGUCUCAUCAGUCGACGUGGUGAUUCGCGAAUAAAAGAUAGCCUAAAGGUAGUGUUAAGUAGGACAGGUAAUCUCGUGUGCUUUAUCGUGACGUGGAAAGGCAGAUGUUCGUUAGCAUUUUGAUGUUCUCCUGUGUUUUUGGGUGUUCUGUUGAUAUUGUGCUGCUUUGGGCAAACAUAAUGGAUGCCGUUAAAACUAUAUGACUUGCUUCGGACCGUGCCGAUCAGUAUAAGCCAAGCAGGUGUAGUCAGUGAUUCCUGUCGUCUUUAUCCCAGAAAGACUGUGGGGUUUGCGUUCUGUAAAUGUGCUAGAAAUCGAAGAAUGUGAUUCGUUACGCCAUUUUGAAGUAGCCUCAGUCCUUAAUAUACAGACAGUUCAGUGCGUUCGGCCGUGAGACUUUUCCUCUUUUUAUUUGCAACCAGAGAAGGCAUUACUAAAUAUAUACAAUGCAUAACUCCUACAUAAGGGCUUUUAGUAUACAGUACGUCUUCCAUGUGAGCUUUUCAGUCUGCUUAUUUUCGGAAACGGAGUCUGAGAUGCUUUUUUUAAAGAUGCCUUCACGCUAACAAAGCACCUGGACCCAGCCUAUUUUCAAACCAUUUCCCACAGAUAUCGAAACCUCUCUGUGCAUGAGAUGUUUUGAUAGAGAAGAGAAAAAGAACAUAUUGUAAAUUAUUGGUUUACUUUGUAGACCAACACUUUAUUUGUAUUGUUUUACCUUUUUUAUCUGUCGAUUGAGAUGCAGUAUAUGAUGAUAAAUGUGAGUGUGGUAUAUUGUUUUAAGUAUAAAUAGAUAAACUAUACAGUGUACACGGUUUUGCGACUGGUGUAGCUGUGGAUAUAACAAAUACAAAUAUACAUAUAGAUAUGCAUAUAUACGUAUAUAUAUAUACAUAGAGAGAGAUAUAUUUAUAUAUUAAUAGAGUUAUAUAUCAAUAAUAAAUGUACUAUUUCCUGUUGGGAUGGUUUCAAAAUGUGUUCGGGCUCAUUCUGGGCUUUGAUAAGUUCUCUUUCACUUUGGCAGCAUCCUCUGAGAGAAUGAGACUUUGAAAAAUCUUCUGGUUUUUCCUCCCUCUCUCUCUCAAGAGCCUGUCUACAUGAAUAAAUCUCACCGCCGUAGAUUUCCCAGCUUGCUUUUUGCCCCAAUGAGAUUUCAAAGUACUUGUGUGAAUAGUUCUACAGAUGUGACGUGCCUCUGUAGCAUAACUGCUUCUAUACAAAUGCUCUCUUAUACAUAGCUUUAGCUAAAGUUGCAUGUGGCCAGGGUGUUGUACUGUAAAUCACAUUUAAUAACGAUAUAUUCUUUGGGAUUUUUUUGGAAUACAUAGCGUUUUUAUUUAGCUAUUUUGAGCAGCUGUCACAUGAUUUAAUAGUAGUAUAGUAGUAGUGCACACAUUUUAGCUUGUGCAAUUAUACAAGUGUCCUUCCUGUUCUUGAGUGUGAAAUCUGCUGUUUGCAUUCACUCGAUCUGGGCUCAUAUUCAUACGCUGAAUAGGCGACUCGGAAAAGCUUGACCUUAAGUGGCUGAGAGCCCUUUUAUCUGUAACAAAUAAUACAUUAACUGAUUCUGACUUGCUUUUUAUUUUUGGAUAUAAGCAUACGCUACACUAGAAAUGUGCUAUUUUUUAAGUUUUUGCAUACCGUUGUUGAGAUUAAAAACUCACUGAAAUAAUAAUAGUUUAUGGAAUCCAGGACUGAUUUUUGUUUCCCUCCUCCUCCUUUAGCUGACUGAGAUUUGUAUACCUUUUUAUUUUCUGAGGUUGCAUUUCAUAGAGGUUGCUUUAAUAAUCAAACUUUCUACGUAACUUUGUAUGCCUUUCUCAUGGUGUCUCAGUGCCACUAAUCUUCCUGAUUCUGUUUUACAGAGCUAGAGAUGUUACUGUGAAGGCACUGUGGGUUUCUUCCGCAAAUUGUGGUAGUCAAUGUGCCAAGGAAGGAACCUCUGUGUGAUUCAUCCGGUGUUAUGGUUUAAUCUAAAAAAAGCAAACUAAAUAAAGUCUUUUCUGUUUCUUCUUUCUCCA